CAGAUCAGCUUGUGGGAUAUUCCUUCAGAUACUCAUGGGUUCCCAAGCAGGCAUGUUGUCCAUGCUCCUCAGGGUAUUUCAGAGAGAAAAUAGAAUACACACAGACACCAGACCAAGGCAGAAGGAGGCCGACCGCCCAUCAUGGUGGGAAAGGGCAAGAAACAACUGGUCGUGGAGAAGGCACAGGUGUGCUGGGGAGGCAUCAAUCCAAGCCCCCACCAUCAAUGAGCAGGAGAAGAGACACGAGAGGUUGGAGAAGCUCAAAAGAGAGCUCCAGAACAUAAAAAAUGCCAGAGACGAACUUCAGGGAAUCCUGGCCAACUACACUAACAAGGAUUUAAAUGACAGGAUCAACUUUGAGACAUUCAUGCUUGAGAUGCAACAUGACCAGGUGAUGACUGACCUGAAGAGAAUGCCCCAGGACAUCAGUGAGGCCUUGUCCAAGUGCAAGCAGUUGACUAAAGAAAAUCAGUUCUACUGCUUCAGGAACUGCCAACUCCUGAUUGAAUCUAACCUCAUCCAGCACAAAGUCAGGAUGUUGAGGAAGGAGAAUAGACAGCGGCUAAGGGAGCAGAUUGCAUUGGAAGAAUGCAACAUAGAAACAAAAACACUAUGUAAUGAAGGCAGCCAGAAGAUCAAAGACCACUAUACUAAGCAGCAGCAGGUAGGAUGAAUGAAGCAUCAGGGGCAGAAUGCCCUAAUGUGUGAUCAUAAACACAGUCAAGCCUAUGUAACCAUCCUGCACCUUAUCCAGGCUCUCUCCUAUUUCUCAUCCAGUU
This is a messenger RNA of Mus musculus (house mouse), 779 nucleotides long. RefSeq names its product disks large homolog 5-like. The transcript has 4 exons. The record is from RefSeq and is a predicted model, not a curated record. Lineage: Eukaryota; Metazoa; Chordata; Mammalia; Rodentia; Muridae. The coding region runs from base 35 to 673 and encodes 212 amino acids.